This is a messenger RNA of Vigna angularis (adzuki bean), 1446 nucleotides long. RefSeq names its product agamous-like MADS-box protein MADS1. Lineage: Eukaryota; Viridiplantae; Streptophyta; Magnoliopsida; Fabales; Fabaceae. The transcript has 9 exons. Gene Ontology annotation, cellular component: nucleus. The record is from RefSeq and is a predicted model, not a curated record. Gene Ontology annotation, biological process: positive regulation of transcription by RNA polymerase II. Bases 565 to 1290 code for a protein of 241 amino acids. Gene Ontology annotation, molecular function: protein dimerization activity; DNA-binding transcription factor activity, RNA polymerase II-specific; RNA polymerase II cis-regulatory region sequence-specific DNA binding.
CCCUUAAGAUGUUAAAGCAGGAACUGAGAAAAGAGGUUUGAAGUAGAAGAGAAAGAGAGUGGAUUCUAUGUGGAUAAAAUGCCAAAACUCAAAAUCCAAGAAGCAACCUGAAGCCAUGCCUAAAAAAUCAAAGGGUUGUAAGUUUUUGCGUGCAAACUUACGUUGACGUCCCUCUCAUAGGCCAUGAAUAAUGAAAGCCCACCUCAUACAAAGUCACUUUCAAAAAGACACUUUCAUUGUCCCCCUUCACCUUUUUCCCAUACAUACAUCAACAGAUAUGAAAGCUUCAUACAUUGAACAUCAGACUUAACAGCUGAAUCCCAGGCCAAACCCUUCUCUUCUCAACCUCCUUUUUCUUUUAUUCUCCAAACAUCACACAUAUCCCUUCACCAAAUUACUAUUUUCAGUGCUCUCAAUCAGUUCGACCCUCUAUUUUCACUCCAUAAAUACCUUUCUCCUAGGCCAACCCACUUCCAUAUUUUGCAUCCUUUUUCUCUUCACUCUUCUACCAUAAAUACUGCUCUUCUCAUUGCAUAGUGGGUAGGUUGUUGCAGCGAGAGAGAUAUGGAGUUUCCGAACGAAGCAAUAUCAGAAGGGUGUUCUCAGAAGAAAAGUGGAAGAGGGAAAAUAGAGAUCAAGCGGAUCGAGAACACCACCAAUCGGCAAGUUACCUUCUGCAAACGUCGCAACGGGUUGCUCAAGAAGGCUUAUGAAUUGUCUGUUCUCUGUGAUGCCGAAGUUGCUCUUGUUGUCUUCUCAAGCCGUGGACGCCUUUAUGAGUAUGCAAACAACAGUGUUAGAGGAACUAUCGAUAGGUACAAGAAAGCAUGCGCUGCUUCCUCAAAUGCAGAAUCUGUCUCUGAAGCUAAUACACAGUUUUAUCAGCAAGAAUCAUCCAAGUUAAAAAGACAAAUCAGAGACAUUCAGAAUCUAAACAGGCACAUCCUUGGUGAAGCUCUUAGUUCUCUAAGUCUGAAGGAAUUAAAGAAUCUUGAGAGUAGAUUGGAGAAAGGUUUGAGCAGAGUCAGAUCCAGAAAGCAUGAGACAUUGUUUGCGGAUAUCGAAUUCAUGCAAAAGCGGGAAAUAGAGCUGCAAAACCACAAUAAUUUUCUGCGAGCUAAGAUAGCUGAACACGAUAGAGAAGAAGAACAACAGCAACAUAUGACAGGAAAUGUGUGCGAGUCCUUACCAGCUUCACAGUCAUAUGACAGGAAUUUCUUCCCUGUAAACCUCAUAGAUUCCAGUCAUCAAUACUCACGUCAAGACCACACUGCUCUUCAACUUGUCUGAUAACCCUAUUUAAAAUUAUGGCAUAGCCUUUCUAUGAUUUGGAAGUGGUGUGGGAUACAUAUCCCUAAGUCUCCUGAAGGGUGCCCUUCGAAUUUCCUCUGCUAAACUUCUUCCCAUGAAAACUUUAAGAAAUUAAAGCAAGAAUCAGCAUUUGUA